Molecule: messenger RNA, 831 nt
Organism: Tetrahymena thermophila SB210
Lineage: Eukaryota; Ciliophora; Oligohymenophorea; Hymenostomatida; Tetrahymenidae
Product: transmembrane protein, putative
Exons: 2
Source: RefSeq, a predicted model, not a curated record
AAAUUUUUAAUCAAAUUUUUUAAUAACAAGAAAAAAUAGGUAUCAAAAAAAGUAAUCAUUAUAAAUUAAAAAAAUACAUUUUUUUUGAAAAAAUAAAAAAAACCAUAAGAGUGUAUUUAUUAAGUAAGAAGUACUAAUAAUUAGAAUUCAUAAAUGUGUCUUCCUUUUGAAAAUAUAUAACCAUCUACAUAGAAAGCUAAAUAAUGUGUAAAUAUAUUAAAACUUUUAGCAUUGUGUGAAUUAGUAAUUUCUCUGCUCAAAAUGAUUCUAUUCAAAGAUAUUGUUUCAGGUAUUUAUGAGUUAUUAAGUUGCUUUAUUUUAUGGAUGAGCUGGGCAUAACUCUCUUACUGCUUUUGCUUAUUUUACAUCGUUUAUAUUUGUGUUUUAGGAAGUAUUUCAUAUGCUGUAGGCUUACUAACUCCUAUAUAAAAUAAUUAGCCAUUUUUUGGAAAUACAGGUAGAGACCAUGCAAUUGUAGUUUUUUGCAUCAUAUUUUUGAUAUUUUACAUAGCUGCUGCCUAUUUUACAUUCUAGGCUUAUAAAGAAUUUAAAGCAUGCUAAUACGAAUAAGGAUAAUAUGGAAUGAUGGGUUUACAAGGAGCUGGUCAAGGCUAAGCAGUUGGAGGAGCUUCAUAUUCUGGAAGCAGUUAAAGAAAUAAUUAAAAUUAUGGAACAAACUAUAACUAUGGUGGAUCAGGAAGUGGAGAUAAUGAGGCAUACUAUCCUCCUCCUUCUUCUAACACAAUCGAAAAUAACCGCAACUAAAAUGCAAGUACAUCAAAUCAAGGAGGAACUUCUUAUUUCUAAGGAAAGGGUGUCCGUAUUGGCUGA